UCGCUGUCUUCCCAAUCUCACCCGUUCUUUCUGUCCCUGCUUAAUUAUUUGUUUCAGUUCCUCUUCAAUUUAAUCCCUUGCCAUGGCGACGACAAAUGCCUUUGAGAAAAUUCUGCCGCCAUCCACAGCUGCAUCUACAUCUGCAUCGUCUUCAUGUCCACCAAAAAGGGCCCGCUACGAUGUAUUCAUAAACCAUCGUGGCCCUGACACUAAGAAAACCCUGGCUGCCUCUAUCUACGACACCCUCAAACCCCUGGGAGUUGAAGUUUUCUUAGAUGAAGCAGAGCUUGAACUCGGCGAUUCAAUUCCAUCUGAGAUACAAGAGGCCAUGAAAUCGUCUUUCCUUCAUAUUGCUAUUCUUUCACCUAGAUAUGCAGAAUCCCCUUGGUGUUUGGCCGAGCUAUCGGUUAUGGUAAAUACUGGGAAGCCAAUCAUUCCUGUGUUCUACAAUGUUGAUCCCAGUAAAAUCCAUUGGAUUUGUCAAGGAAAAGGCAUCUAUGCUGAAGAUUUUUCCGAGCACGAAGCCAAGGGUAGAUAUUCUCCAGGAACUCUUGAGGAUUGGAAAGUGGCGCUGGAAAGGGUUUCAUAUUUAACAGGCCACAUUGUCAACAGUGAGAAUGAUGAAGAACUGUUAAAGACUAUUGAAAAUUAUGUACUGGAGCACCCUAAGAAGAUUUCGUUUGUGGUUGCUGAACAUCCUGUGGGCCUUGAUGAAACCUUACUAGACUUUGAAAGUAGUGUAUUUGAAUCUUCUUCUAAAAAUGUAAAAAUUGUGGGGAUCACAGGUAUGGGUGGGUGUGGAAAAACCACAUUGGCAAAAGAAUACUACAACAAGAAAAAACACUACUUCUAUAGAUGUAGUUUUGUUUCCAAUGUGCGAAAUGUAGUGACUAAAAAAUUACAUGAAACACAAAAAAAAUUGUUCCAAGACCUUGGUGGAUUGAAUGAUAUAUCCUUUGAUAGUGUUGAAGAAGGGAAAGCAAUCUUAACAGAACAUUUGAGAUCUGUCAAGGUAUUUAUUGUCUUGGAUGAUGUAGAUCAUCUAAAUCAGUUGGAGUCUCUCUUGCCAAUAAAAGAUGGUCUAAGACAUGAUAGUUUGAUUGUGAUUACAAGUCGAGAUUUUGGUCUUUUUACAUCAUGGGGAAUCCCAUAUAAUUCCAUUUAUAAGGUGAAAGAGUUAAAUUUUCCACAUGCCAUUGAACUAUUUUGCUGGCAUGCUUUUCCACAACCUUUUGAAAUAAAUGAAUUUGAAUAUCUCAUUAAGAGGUUUUUAGAAGUCUGCAGGGGAUUGCCAUUAUCCCUUAAGGUAUUAGGGGGGCUUGUGCGUGGAAAGUCGAAGGAAUAUUGGGAUGCUCAAUUGAAGGAGGUCUCUGGAUUAUUGCCGGAAGACAUUAGAAGCAUAUUAAAUGUGAGCUUUGAUUCACUAUGUGAGAGAGACAAGGACGUAUUUUUAGAUAUAUCUUGUUUCUUUAUAGGAACAGAGACAGAUUCAGCCAUCACAGUGUGGGAUGGGUGCGGAUGGAGUGGUGUGUGUAGUUUGAAAAGACUUGUGGAAAAGUGUUUGGUUGAGGUAGAUCGGAGGAACUACAUCAGAAUGCAUGAUCAGCUGAGAGAUUUGGGAAGACAAAUUGCAGAGACAAGGGCCCCGUACCGCCUUUGGUCACCGCAGCAAAUUACCCACAUUAUUGAGAAACAGGGGGAGGAAAGCGUGUCGAUUCGGGGGAUUAAAGCCCAAUCAGACGAGUUCUAUGAAGAGUUUGUGGAGCUUGUCAGAGAAUCUGGUAAAGAAAUUAAGGGGAAGCGAAGUUUAAAAAUCCUGGACAUUGAAAACGAUUAUUUAACAGAAGAAUUAGCAACACUAUCAGCAGACCCUUUCUGGUUGCGAUGGGUCAACUUUCCUCAUACAAUUCUCCCGCCAUGGAUUUCGUUGAAGAAGUUGAGAGCUUUAGAGCUUCGUGAGGCCUCUAAAUUAGAAGAACCGUGGAGCGAGAUUGGCGAUGUCCCUGUGCAGUUGAGAGUGCUGAAAAUCAUUCAUGCCGAAAGCUUCCAGAGAUUUCCAAGGUCAAUAGGAUUUCUAAAGCAUUUGCAAAAGAUAUCCUUUUACGGUAAAGGAGCUCCUAUCGAAGCUCUACCAGAAGAGUUUUGCCAUCUCCAUUCCCUGGAGUACCUCAAGUUAGUUGGAUGUGAUAAGCUAAAAUCACUGCCUAGCAAGUUUGGCGAUUUGAUAAAUCUGCGGCUUCUGAAGUUGACAAAAUGCAGUGGUAUAGAAGGUUUGCCAGAGGAGUUUUGCCAUCUCCAAUCCCUGGAGUACCUCAAGUUAGCUAGAUGUGAUAAGCUCAAAUCACUGCCUAGCAAGUUUGGCGAUUUGAUAAAUCUGCGGCGUCUAAAGUUGACAAAAUGCAGUGGUAUAGAAGGUCUGCCAGAGGAGUUUUGCCGGCUCCAACCGCUGAAGUACCUCAAGUUAGACGGAUGUGAUAAGCUAAAAUCACUGCCUAGCAAGUUCGGCGAUUUGACAAAUCUGUUAUAUCUAGAGAUAUACAGAUGCAAUGAGUUGACGAUCGCGUCGGGAACACUUGCGCAGCUUUUUAAGCUUACUAGCCUUUAUUUACUGAGAAUUGAUAAUUGCUCGGGGCUCACAGAACUGGUUAUUCAGCCGGGGUGCCUUUAUUCAGCCGGAGGGCUCAAAUAUAUGGUCGUGACUAGUUGUUCUGUGUCUAGGAUAUCAAUCUCUCCACAAUGUUGCCCCAGUCUGAGAGGUCUAUAUCUUGUCGGCAAUCACGACCUAGUAGAGAUCGAUAGUUUGCCAACAUCAGUCACGGACAUAAGCUUUUGCAAUUGUUCAAAGUUGGAAAGCAUAAACCUUAAUUGUGGUCUGCUAAGGUUAGAGAAUCUGACAAUACUGGGGUGCGGGGAGCUUAGGAGAAUAGAAGGUUUAGAAAAUUGCAGGUCGUUAGACAUAUUGAGGAAGGAAGUCAUACAAAGCCUGAAGAUUAUGGAAAGUUUGAGGUGGGAACACUUAGGAGCAGCACGUGACAUAUCAGAAUUUGUACCUUGCUUUCAAACUAUAAAUAGAGAGAACUGGCCAGAGAGAUGCACUGUACGUUGUAAUGCAGCGCCUGGCGUGGAGGCGAAGUUGGAGUGUUUUACAUUUCCUGGUCUCACUCUGGCCCGGAAUGAGUCGGAGUGCGUCUUUCCGGAAGAGCUUUCUUCCAGCGAGGCAUUGAUGAUAUGCCUUGUUAUAAAUUCCGCAUCCGAUUACGAAAGUAGUCGAGGAAUCAAAAUAAAUUCCGCAUCCGAUGACAUCAGUCUAAAAGUGCCUAAAUACAUUGAUUGUGCCUCAUGGAAUUAUACGGUGUAUGCCGGGAAAUGGGUAUACAUAGGUGUUUUAAAAUCUAUCUUCGCGCAAAGUUUCAAUCUAGUCCACAAGUUGAUAGUGUAGAGCUGGGAUUAUUAUUGAAGGGUGAGAAAGAGAGUGUUGUAGAUGCCUUUUACAAAUUAUUGCAACAUUUGGGAAAUACGGGUGAUAUUUGUGAGGGUCAAUAGUAACAAGUCUAUCACAGUGAUUAUAACGUGGGGAUAAAUUAUUGAAAAAUUAAAUUUAAAAUAUUAAAAUUGUAUUGCAUCUAAUAUUUAAAAUCGAAUC
This is a messenger RNA of Cryptomeria japonica (Japanese cedar), 3643 nucleotides long. Its product is annotated as TMV resistance protein N. The record is from RefSeq and is a predicted model, not a curated record. NCBI's taxonomy places the organism in Eukaryota, Viridiplantae, Streptophyta, Pinopsida, Cupressales, Cupressaceae. Gene Ontology annotation, molecular function: ADP binding. The transcript is spliced from 5 exons. The coding region runs from base 83 to 3439 and encodes 1118 amino acids. Gene Ontology annotation, biological process: signal transduction; defense response.